Messenger RNA from Drosophila eugracilis, 2708 nucleotides. It is a transcript of the gene gol, whose product is annotated as protein goliath. The transcript has 8 exons. NCBI's taxonomy places the organism in Eukaryota, Metazoa, Arthropoda, Insecta, Diptera, Drosophilidae. Bases 643 to 2511 code for a protein of 622 amino acids. The record is from RefSeq and is a predicted model, not a curated record.
CGCUUGAACCAGCCAGCUGACGGAAUCACUCUUUACCCGUACCUGCAGCGAAUUGGAUAUCCGUCGGAUGGCAUCCGUCUGCUGCUAGACUGGUGCUCCGAGUGGCGCGUAUCUGCGGAUCUGUUCUAAUUGUUUUCCGCCUCGGUUAGUCACUUGUUUUGUGAAUAAGUAAUUGAAUCGGAACUAGCUCGGCUGCAGCUUGACAAAGGAAAGUGUCUGAAGAAAACUGCAGGGUCGCCAAAGCGCCUUUGCCAGUGUCUUGGAGAUACAGGGGCGGUCUAUAAAAAGAAUACACAUACCUGAAAAUAUUCCAAUCGCGUCGCGUAACAAACAAAAGCGUAGAUAAAGCAACAACAAAGAAAAUAUUACGAAAAUCGCCACGAAAAUUAAAAAGUGCAGAUAAAUUUCGAUCGUACUAAAGCGAAGAAAGUAUCUGCUGUUUAUUUGUGUUGUACGUGUGUGUGUGUGUGGGGGUACAAACAGCUGUUGGGGCAACAAAAGCAUCAGCCGCAUCAGCAACCACAUUUCCCGAGCUGUUCUGAAAAAUCGACAAUUUGUUAUUCCUCUACCAUUUGCUUCCAGUUAUUAAUCAACACUCGCAGAAAAGCAAGUGCGCCCCAUUCUGAUAAGAACCAAAAACAGAUGAAAAACUCCCGCGUCAUGUAUUUACGGGAAAUGCUUCUACUGGCCUGUCUUUUGCUACUCUUCGGGGGACUCCCGCAUCUUACUUCCCCCACAACCACCACAACCUUAGUGGCGGCCAUGUCCAUCGCCAAUCAGGACUUGGAACGGUACUUCAGGCCAGGAAACGGCACACACACCUUCACCGGCAUGGAGGACCGUAUUGCAGUGGACGUAUACAACUACGCCUUUCUCAACUGGUCGUAUGUGGAGCACGGAAGCACGUCGUGCAGCAUGGACUUUCCCCAGGAGCAGGCGCGCUACGGAGAGGGCAAGGUGUUGAAUGUCACGGGGCGUCUGGUCCACAUCAGCGCCACGGACAACGUCAGCGACGACUACGCCUGCACACCGUACAUCCGGGGAACUCUGGGAGCCCCCACUCCGGAUAAGGAUGUAACUUGGAUAGCCUUGGUCCGUCGAGGACGCUGCACUUUCGAAGAGAAAGUUAAACAUGUCUACCAGCAGAAUGCGGCAGGCGUUAUUAUCUACAACGACAAGCAAGUAAUGCAGCUGGAGAAGAUGCAGAUCAAGGGGAAGACAAGAAACAUAGCCGCAGUGAUAACCUAUCAGAAUAUUGGCCAGGACCUUGCCAUGACUCUUGAUAGGGGCUACAAUGUGACUAUAUCGAUCAUCGAAGGACGACGGGGUGUACGCACUGUCAGCAGUUUGAAUCGAACUUCGGUGCUGUUCGUGUCUAUAUCAUUCAUCGUUUUGAUGAUAAUAUCGCUGGUUUGGCUCAUCUUCUACUAUAUUCAGAGGUUCCGCUACAUGCAGGCAAAAGAUCAACAAUCGCGCAAUCUGUGCUCUGUUACUAAAAAGGCCAUUAUGAAGAUUCCAACUAAGACGGGAAAAAUAAGCGAUGAAAAAGACUUGGACAGCGACUGCUGUGCCAUAUGCAUUGAGGCCUACAAGCCCACGGACACCAUACGGAUAUUGCCGUGCAAGCACGAGUUCCAUAAAAACUGCAUCGAUCCAUGGCUUAUCGAGCAUCGAACCUGUCCCAUGUGCAAGCUCGACGUGCUCAAAUUCUACGGAUAUGUGUUUUUAGGAAGUGAGGAAAGCAUUCUGGAAUACCAGCCAGAUCCUCCGCAGGGACUAACAAUUGUGGAGGCAGCUAACGGCUCUACUGAGCCUUCAGCCGGAGAGACUCAGACUAGGCCAAGCGCCUUGGCGGAUCUCAUUCAUAGUCGCGACUUUGUAAUCGAUUUUCCGCGGGUGUUCGUCCUCAACAGCGGAAGUGUUGUGGGAGCCCGUGAUAUGCUGUUCCCCACUCGAUUACCAGAACGCUCGCAGAGCUCCCUGUCACUGAGACAAGCCCGCGAUUGGAUGAGCCUGAUGACCAACAAGCUCGACGAGCAGCAGGGUGCGCGCCGGUUGCGUAAGGAUGAAAUGCAGCAGCAACUUCUUAGUGCGCGGGAGUCGGCUCGCCACCGCCGAUCGCGUUCUGCGGAUGGGCGCUACUCCACCGGAUGCUUUGGGGGGCGCCAGCGGCAAAACUCUGUCCAAGCCUCUGGCCAAGCUCAGCCCCAGCUCUACACCGAUAUUACCCAGCUGCGGCGCUCCAGCUCUUCGCAGGCCUUGCAGCAGUUGACGGACGCUGCCUAUGCGCAGUCACGGCAGCGGCAGCGCGAAACCUUCGACUUUGCCAGGACGAGGCGACGAUUCAUGAGGCGUGAGAGUGACGAAAUAUCCCUGCGUUCACUGCCCAGGAGGAGUGGCGCCCCUGCUCCUCCCCGACAGUUGCAUAGGGACAGAGAGGCCGACGCAGGCGGACUUAGUGACCAAAUUACCAUUCAGGUAAAUGGGGAAGGGGUCGACCUCAACGAGUGAUUAAAACUGCAUACGCUUAUUUAAUGAUUUACUUGUAUAAAAUAUAUUGCAUCUACACUUUAGAAACUGUUAAUUAAUGAUAUUAAUAUUGGCUUUUGUGAAUGUCUAAUUGAGGAGAAAUCAAUGAGAAGUAAUGUUCAUAAUAUGUAAAUGUACUCUUCGUUGAGCUUCUAAUAAAGUUUGCAACUGAUAAGCAU